UAGUAACAAGACUGAACGCGAGACAGUUGAGUUUGAAGAUACUUUCCGCUCGGUUUUAAUGGAGGAGGCAGCAAUACAACGUUAUACGUCAGCCCUUUGAUUGACCUAGUGAGAUAUUUGGAUUAAAAGCGCAGAGAGAGAUAUCAGAACUUUCGAAUAAUUCGAAACGAACAUUAAACUUUUCCAUUUUUCUUCAGAUCUUACCAUUAUUAAUGAACACUGAAAGGAAAACAAAAUCAGAAUUAGAAAUAUUCCAUGAACCCGGCCGUGCCUUCAAUCGAGAAAUAAGGACAUAGCAAUGUACGGGGAUUACAUUUUGGAUUAAUUUCAUCGGCUUCAUUAUCGGAUGUCGUCUGCAAGAAGCAAGUGCCAGUAGAAGGACGAAGGAAUUCUGUUUCUACAUUUUUGUUGAGAAAUGGAGAUCUUCCUUGUCAUCACUUUUAAUUAGAUUAAUGAACAUCACAGUCUCAGAUUUCAUUUAUAUGCUAUUCCAACGCAUUUCAUUUACAACAAUCGUGCUUAUAAGCGGCGUCAAGGAUUGUGCACCAUUUUUAUGCCAAUUUUUCCUUUUGCCCUCCGAUUACUUUGAACUCCAUCACAUAUUGUGACGUAAACAAUGCGCACCCAAUAAAACUUUUUUUUCGCGCGCUACUCUAGUCAACAAAAAAAUAUUGUAACAACGCAGAAGGCCUAUAGGAGACAGAACACCAUCCUUUCAGUUAAAACCCAUACCAUUUUUUUUUAAUUUCCACUCCAAGGAAAUCCUCAAGAACAUAAGCAGUCUGAUUUUUUUUUUAUGUUAUGGUACACAGUGAAAGUGAAUGAAGCUAACAAGAAAAUAACAAAGUGCAAACAAAACGAACUCAAACGUAAUCUUUCAAGUUCACUCUGGAAUCACGAAGGUAAACAAUAGUCCAAUAAAAAAGGCCCUCUUGGCAUAGACCUACUUCGAAUAGACACUGAGCUAUAACUUCGUAAAUUUCAACCACAAAAAAGAGAAACACUAACGGACAGGGCAAUAAUGUGGGAAUUCAUCGAAGGUACUCGUCGACCAGGGCGACAAACUGUCCAAAGCGGAGUCUUGCUCGUUAUCAUCACGGUGUUCGUCUUCAUGACCGCCUAUCCCGCGAAGGCCACUCUAGCAGACGACGCACAUAUCCGUAAUGAACGCGGUGUUGUGUUCCGCGAUCAGGGAAAUAUCCUUUACGACAACGGAACUCUCGUGUUCGAUGCCGCUUUGAACGACGAUAUCGAAGUUUAUCUGAUUGAUGAUAUGGAUUAUGAGUGGGAGGGUAUUGGCGAUCGAGCUGCGGGCUGGGUGUGGGAAGGAGUAGUGAGAGCAGUCCCUCCGAGCAAAGUGAUAGCGCUCCUGAAAGAGCAUCUAAUAGCUGACGAAUUUGACGUCUCCUCAACAGUAAAGGAGAUCUUGAAUGUCGAGAUGCCCGUUAUCAUUACGUCGUUCAUGCUCAUCACUAUGGCUAUCAUCAUGCCCCUCGUCGGCAUCAUAUUCUGCUGCUGCCGAUGCGCGGGAAAAUGUGGCGGGAUUCGCAAGGAAGAGGACCUCGUUGCCAUGGGAACCAAGGGCGGUAUUAUCGUCUGCGCCCUGUUGCUCAUUGUUUGUGCAUUCAUCGGGACGAUGAGUUACUUGACGACCCCGUCGAUCAUUCGUAUGGUCGAUUCCGUUGAACACACGAGCACAACGGCGAAUAACAUUUUGGAAGAUAUCGAAACAUUUAAAGAUGAUUUCAUACAGGAUUUGAAUCAAGUUGGAGUGGAUGACCUUGGUUUUGUUACAGGAGCUGUCUAUACAAAAUUAGAUGCUGUUGGAGAGGAGGUGGCGUCUCCGUUGCUAAUGGAAACAACACCGUAUUUGAACGAUUUGUCUGAUUCUGUUGAGAAUUUAGGAUUAGAACUUGCAUCUUUUACGAGCGAUGGCUCGACGUUAGACCUCCUCCUUCAGACAUCUUUAAACCUAGUCUCGGUCGGACAGUCGCUUCUUGAUGCACUUGAUGUAGCCAAAAAUAACAUGACUACAAUAAGAGAUGAGUGUCUUGCUGAUCCCCCACGAGCAUUGUCUGGGGCAUGCGACGGUAUUCCAGAUCCUUCUAUUCUGGACAGUAGCAGUAUAGACUUUAGCACGAUUGAUAUCGGGGUCGUUGACCUUGAUGACCUUAGAAACGAGAUGGACUCCGCCCUAGCAACCAUUCGUGACCUGAUUGACUCGGGAAACGAGACGUUGCAAGAUGUUCCUGAAUUGAUAGCUAACACAAGUGUAACAUCAAUCGAUGAAAUUCGAGAUGCAGUAAGCCAGUUGCAAGAAGUGGUCGAAGAACUUGUUAACGAAACCUCUCAGUCAUUAAACGAAGUAUUUGACUCGCUCAACUUAGAUUCAUUGAAAGAGACAAUCGACACGACAGUUCAGAUUCCAGUAGAAAAAAGUGUCACUGAUAUGAUUGCAUCCCUCGUACCUCUCCUACUAUCCUUCAUGGUUAUCCUUACCGGUCUUGGGCUCCUCAUCGCCCUUGCCGGCCUGAGGUGCAACAACGGACCGCAUAGUCGGGGCUGUGGAUGUGACUGCGGAGGCAAAAUGUUGAUGGGAUCGGUAUGCUGGUCUUUCACAAUCUCAUUGGUGAUCUGUUUACUUGCGGCCACCUUUCUCGUCAUAGGCUCCACCCUCACAAUCGUCUGUGAUUCGCUUAUCGACCUCUCACUCAUCCAAGAGGUUGUUGAUGACCCAGAAGUGUGGGGAGGGAGUCCCAUAACCGAUGGCUUUUCGUUUGGCAAUUCAACUCUCAACGUCACUGUCUAUGAAAUCUUAGAGUGAGUAUAGCAAGCUAUCUGU
This is a messenger RNA of Lytechinus variegatus (green sea urchin), 2842 nucleotides long. Its product is annotated as prominin-1-like. The coding region runs from base 1022 to 2824 and encodes 600 amino acids. The transcript has 14 exons. The record is from RefSeq and is a predicted model, not a curated record. Gene Ontology annotation, molecular function: cholesterol binding. NCBI's taxonomy places the organism in Eukaryota, Metazoa, Echinodermata, Echinoidea, Temnopleuroida, Toxopneustidae. Gene Ontology annotation, cellular component: cilium; cell surface; apical plasma membrane.